ACAGGAAGAGGUGUAUGCCUGCCCUGUGAGUUUGUUAUGUGCAAAACUGAUUUAUGCAAUGCAGCUGGUCUAAAAAACUAAGACAUCAGUGGCACUUCUUAGACAUUUGGGUUUGAAUUCUUAAACUUUGGCACAGGCAUACAGUUAUCUACCAUUUGAGCUACAGUAACUACCGGCACGGGAGCUAUCAUCUGAGGGCACAACACAUGUGUAUGUGAACACCUGCAUCUAGAGAGUGGCUCAGGGGAACCUGGAGUGCAUCUUUGCCCACAUCCUCCCAAAAGGACAGAACAAGAUGGAUGAAGAAACUGACAUGACAACCUAUUAUUAUUAUAGUGGCUCAGAACCAUGCCAAAAAGCUGAUGUCAAAAAAUUUGCAUCCCAGUUUCUGCCACCACUUUAUUCUUUGGUGCUGAUAUUUGGCCUCCUAGGCAAUGCGCUAGUUGUGCUGAUCCUGAUAAAAUACAAGAAGCUGAGAAGCAUGACUGACAUCUAUCUACUGAAUCUGGCAAUUUCUGAUUUGCUUUUUAUUCUUUCCCUCCCAUUUUGGGCUUACUACGCAGCACGUGAGUGGGAUUUUGGAAAUGCAAUGUGUAAAAUUCUUUCAGGGGUCUAUUAUGCUGGCUUCUACAGCGUGACAAUAGAUAGAUAUCUGGCAAUUGUCUGUGCAAUGUUUACUAUAAAAGUUAGGACAGUUACCUAUGGCAUCCUCACAAGUGUGGUCAUUUGGGGUGUUGCAAUAUUAGCAUCUCUUCCAGGGUUUAUAUUUCACAAAGCUAAAAGGGAGUCAUCUCAUUUUACAUGUAGCCCUCAUUAUCCAUUGGGACAGGAAAGUAAAUGGAAGCAAUUCCAGACUUUAAAGAUGAACAUCCUGGGACUUGUCGUGCCACUGGUCAUUAUGAUCUUUUGCUAUGCCGAGAUUAUAAAGACAUUACUGAGAUGUAGGAAUGAGAAAAAACAUAAGGCAGUCAGGCUUAUUUUUAUCAUAAUGAUUGUUUAUUUUCUUUUCUGGGCACCAUACAACAUAGUUAUUCUCAUAAACACUUUUCAAGAUUCAUUUUCCCUAAAAAACUGUAAGAGAAGCAGUCAGCUGGAGCUAGCAAUACAAGUGACAGAAGCAAUUGCAAUGAUCCACUGUUGUAUCAACCCCGUGAUCUAUGCCUUCGCUGGUGAAAAGUUUAGGAAAUAUCUUUAUACCUUUUUCCGAAACCACAUUGCAAUCCAUUUAUGUAAAUAUUGCCCAUUUCUCUAUGCUGAGGCACCUGACCGAGUUAGUUCCACAUGCACCCCAUCUACAGGGGAGCAGGAAUUCUCAGCUGCAUUGUGAAGGGUUUCUAAGUAAAAAAGUUACAUUCACUUUUGUGGAAACAGUUGUGCAAAGGACCAAAAUGCUUUGAAUACUUGGCUUUAAAGAGGCAACUAAAAGAGGGGUAACUACACAAUAUAGAUGCAGAUGAGUUUUCUCCAGGGAAAAACAGCAUUUGUUCAUACAAACGGGUAUUUGUACAUUUAAAAAGGGGGUGUGCAUACCUAACUCCUUACUUGGAUAUAUAAAUUUAGAUUUUGGUACAGACAUGUUCACCUCUUUUUUAGAAAAUACAAUAGAUAUGCCAUAUUUUGGUCAACUUGACCCUUGUGAUUUUGUUCUUUACACUAAGUCUCUGGGCUCAUGAAUAAACUUCCAAUGUACCAUUUCAGAGAGAGUAUAAUUUAGAACACGAAAUGAGGUCAGAAGUGGAGAUGCAUCAUCUUGAACUAACUCUCACAUCUUAGUACGAGAUAUGCCACUCAUUUGUAUUCAAAUGUAUUUCAUCUCACACAAACCUGGUGCUAUAUCAGUGUUAACUACGUUAAAUUGACAUCUGUAAUACAAAAUCUUAAAAUUGAGAUCCUAGAAAAUGCCAUACAUUUUGGGAGGGGGGGGGGAAAUCCAGCAUUUCUAGUUGCUCCUGCUUUUUUUUGGUUGUGUAUUGUCUUUUUUCACACUAAAUUUUAAUUUGUUAACUAUAUGGUCCUGCUAAAUCAUAUAUAAGUUAUUUACAAGAUAUGUAAAAUAUACUUAAAAUAAUCAUUUUAAAUCAAUGGUUGUUUCAAGUAGAUGAUUCUGUUUCAUGGUCAAGAAAUUAACAAAAUAUGCACACCCCUCCCAUCAACAAAAAGUUUAUAAAUUAGUACAGAUUGAUUAGUAACUCAAUUCUUGUGCAAUACUCGAGAGAGACAUUAUAUAUAUAGGGAUUGAAUUGGGCUGGAUCAUACCAGAUCAGUAAUAUGGUUGUUUAGAGGUUUGGGAAGGUUGUUUAAUAGCAUUUUUUCUAAAUUAAGUUAACUCAAAUGCCAAUGCUAAUAAUUUAUGUGUCUACAUUAACCAUCUGAUUGCUGAUCAAAGCACCUAAGAAAGCAAAAGAAGGAUCACAACUCUGCGUAAUCUACUGUAUGUGGCAUCCCAUUUUGAUGCUGCAAGUAGAUGGUAUCUGGGAGAUUGCAUUUUUCCCCCAAUUCAAUCCCUGUCUAGAAGUGUUAAGCAUUUUUGUUGGUAUAGUAGUAGGACAUUAUCCAGCCAUUAUUUUGUACCUAAAACUCCCACAGUGUUUAAUGAGAGUUUUGAUGAGAUGGAUAGCAGAAUAUAAGCAGGCUAUUCCAUAAAAUGUAGGUCCAGCAAAGAACUUAAACAGAUAACUUGAAGCAUGUGGGUACUCAUGUGCAUGAGAUCAUGCAUGUGCUUUAGAGUUUUGAUGGAUCAGGGACACCCUCUCUGGGAAUUCUUGCACUUCCUUUGAAAUAUCUGGUUUUGGCCACCGUCAGAGACAGGAUUCUGGACUAGAUGGACCCACUCUUUUGAUCUAGUAUGGCAAUCCCUGUUUCUUUGUUUUUAUAAA
Chelonoidis abingdonii (Abingdon island giant tortoise) is the source of this 2876-nucleotide messenger RNA. The record is from RefSeq and is a predicted model, not a curated record. Lineage: Eukaryota; Metazoa; Chordata; Testudines; Testudinidae.